Molecule: messenger RNA, 180 nt
Organism: Prorocentrum cordatum
Lineage: Eukaryota; Dinophyceae; Prorocentrales; Prorocentraceae
Source: the annotation of a GenBank genome assembly
GAGUACUACAUCCUGUACCCCAGGGUGGCCUCCGAGCGGGAGGUCGACGAGGCCAUGAGGGACCUGCUGGACUGGGAAAGCGUGGUGAAGGAGACCGACGCCGCCCUCCGCAGCUCCAAGAAGGGCCCCCUCUCGGCCGACGACGCCUGCCAUCGCACCGCGGCGCCCAUCCGCGGCCAG